UGAACACUUUCAGGGAUGGGGCAUCCACAACUUCUCUGUGCAACCUGUUCCAGUAAUUUGAUUUAAUAAUCUAAAACUUCACCUAGUCUAAAACUCAGCUUCUAACAUUAUUAUUUAAAGCCGAAAUUAACAAUUAAAUUUCAGCCUCAGGAAUUUGGUGCAAGUAUUUGGUGGUAAUGUUCUUGUCAUCUGCAGGGUUGGUUUUUUUUGGAAAUCCUGACAAAUGGCGCCUCCAUGUAUUAUGGGAGAUUUUGUAGUGUGUGCAUGACCGUACUGACCCUGCUUGCAUGCAAGACCAACUCUUUCUUUACCUGUAGGUCAGUUACACAGUAGCACCAAAGUUUACUGAGUAUUUUCGAAAGCUGAGACAAAAUAUGUAGCUUGGGUGAUCUUGCAUGUUAGUCACAAGGUGUAGUGAACAAGCCAAUGCUGUUUUGAGUAUUUCUUUGACAUGACAUUGCAAGACACAGGUAUACUUUUGUUCCUUAGUUCUUGAGACUUUUUUCCAUGUUCCCUACCUCCUUACCUCUCAUGGUUUUCCCUCAAAAGAUAGUCAUAAAACAGGCACCUACACACUGCUGAGUUUAUAGACCUCGAAGGUGACAUGUAGUAGUAAGGUUUGAGGAUCCACAGAAAACCAUGUAUCAUAAUGGAAUGUGGAAAUAAGGAUAACAUCAGAGCAGGAUGCAAGAAGUGUGGCUACCCUGGUCAUCUGACAUUUGAAUGUCGAAACUUCCUCCGGGUAGAUCCGCAAAGAGAUAUUGUUUUAGAUGUUAGCAGCACUAGCAGUGAAGACAGUGAGGAAGAAGAACUACAGAGAUUGCAAGCCAUGCGUGAAAAAAAGAAUUUAAAUGAGGAAGAAGAAAAAAAGAAACAAAAACGAAAAAGCAAAGAAAAAACAAAGUUAAAAAGACCAAGGAAAAGAUCUUCCUCAUCAAGUGCAGCUGAAGAGGAUGGGCCAAAGUCAAAAAAACAAAAAUCACAUAAAAAAGAAAGGGAAAAGGAAAAAAAGAAUAAAUCUAAGAAAGGAAAACAUCAUAAAAAGGAAAAAAAGAAGAGGCGAAAGGAAAAAAGUUCAUCUUCUGAUAGUUCAGACAGUUCUAGUAGUGACUGAGAUGCUGGCCUAUUUUUGUGUUCACUUCUGCAGAGAUGAUUUUCCUUUCAAAUCAAAAUUAUUUAUGCUUUGCAAUGCUGUUGUUUUAAAAUGAUAUAUAUAUUCCUAAGAAAUCUGUUUGCAAAUAUCAGUGCUUCAAACUAUUAAAUAGACCUUUUGGGCAAAAGUCUAUUCUUCUGUUUAAAGACAUGCAAGUCUGAUUAGUUCUCCAUUCUAAGUUCAGUUGUGAUUACUUGUGUUUGGAAUCUUUUACAGUAGAAUAUGAUAAACUUCAGUUUGCAAGUCUUUGUGUAGAAAUAUUUGGAUUUAAAUAUAUGUACUGUCAGAAUGGCUAAAUCAAAUUUGGAAAUUCAAAUGAGAUUUUCUAUUGUGUUAUCAUUUAAAUAAAUGUAUGUUUUUCAGAACAUUUUCUGCUUACAUACUUUAAUCAGUAAGUGCAAAUAUGAAAUAGUAUUUGGGUCCAGAGAAGGGAAGAACAGGCAGUGAGAAACUAGAAGAGAUUGCUGCAUCAAAAUUAUCUUCUAAAAUUGAUCUAGUCAUAGACUGUGAAACACAAUUCCACAUUCUUUUGGCAGGAUCACUGUAAGCAAGCUGAAAACAAAAGCAAACAAAAGCUAUUGUUCUAUAAUUCUAUUAAUUUUUCAGAGUCCUUUCUGCCGAGGUUUUGUUCUUUUGCAAUUAUGGCCAUUUCAUCUUAAGCAUAGAUAUUAAGUGCCACUUCCUAACACUAGAUGUCUGUCCAGAAAGAUUGUUUACAAAGUUCUAAGAACCAUGUUAUUACAGUAUGUGGUGAUUAAUACUUACAUGAAUCAAAGCAGGAAAUUAGAAGACUGUCAAGAAUUGUGAAACCUCCAUUCAUUCUAAUAAAACUCCCACUGAAAAGU
This is a messenger RNA of Strigops habroptila (Kakapo), 1998 nucleotides long. RefSeq names its product SREK1 interacting protein 1 (gene SREK1IP1). The transcript is spliced from 5 exons. The record is from RefSeq and is a predicted model, not a curated record. Gene Ontology annotation, molecular function: zinc ion binding; nucleic acid binding. Lineage: Eukaryota; Metazoa; Chordata; Aves; Psittaciformes; Psittacidae. Bases 650 to 1114 code for a protein of 154 amino acids.